Nezara viridula (southern green stink bug) is the source of this 408-nucleotide messenger RNA. Lineage: Eukaryota; Metazoa; Arthropoda; Insecta; Hemiptera; Pentatomidae. The record is from the annotation of a GenBank genome assembly.
AUGAUUGUGGCGGCACUCGAAUGUCAGAGGCUGUUUUCAUGUGUUUUCUCCCAAGGUCUGAUGAGGUUCAAAGAUGAAAUCAUGGAAAAAAUAAGAAACCAUCACGCAUCCAAGGACAUCGAUAGAGUGUUAAACUCUAAAUCAAACCCAAGAUAUAGAAAAAUCUGCUCCUUUAAUGUUACCAGACCAGAGGAUUAUCUUCAGUUCAGGGCUCUGAAUUUAAACAAAUUAAGAGCCGUUAGUCGUCUCAGAGUAGCAAAACCCCUUCCUAAUGGAGAAUAUUCCAGCAUCUCCAGACUUUCUUCAAGGCCUGGAUACUCUUCUUCUGGAAUGCCUUCCGUCCUGGAAGACACCUCUCUCCCCACCAUCCUCUCCAGCCAGGUGGGGGAGAAAGUGUGUCGUCUGUGA